Chenopodium quinoa (quinoa) is the source of this 876-nucleotide messenger RNA. RefSeq lists its product as uncharacterized. Bases 1 to 876 code for a protein of 291 amino acids. The record is from RefSeq and is a predicted model, not a curated record. The transcript has a single exon. NCBI's taxonomy places the organism in Eukaryota, Viridiplantae, Streptophyta, Magnoliopsida, Caryophyllales, Amaranthaceae. Gene Ontology annotation, molecular function: RNA-DNA hybrid ribonuclease activity; nucleic acid binding.
AUGCUGCUUCACUAUCGCCAUUUAUUAGAUUCUGCAACCUGUCCAUGGUGUGACAGGGAGAUGGAGCCUACUUCCCAUGCUAUUUUUUACAGCCAGAGAGUAUCAGAGCUAUGGGAUGAUUGUGGGUGCGCUGGUGCUAAGCUUCAGCCUAGGGAGAACUGGUGCGAGUUAUUGGUCAGGUGGAAAGAGCUUGGGCUAAGAAUUAAACAACGGGCUGCCUACCUAGCUUGGAUUGUGUGGGCAGAGAGAAAUUACAAGGUAUACUCAGGCACCUCUACACCGAAUGAUAUAGUGGCUACUCGAGCUCGCAAAUUGGCUGACGAGUAUGGAACUUACAGCGAGCAGGUGUACUCCGUGACUCAGAGAAGACCCAAGCGUAGCAGCAGCAGAUGGAAUGCGCCUCCCCCAGGGCGUGUGAAAUUGAACUCUGAUGCUUCUCUUUACAAUGAAGGGUGGAUAGGCAUGGGAGUGGUGGCUCGGGAUAAAGAGAGGAAAGUUCUCUUUGCAGCAACAUGGAGAGUCAAGGUGUGGUGGCCCCCUGAAAUUGCAAAAGGAAAGGCACUGUUGAUGGCGAUGAGGUUGGCCCGUCGCUUUGGCUAUGAAGAUGUCAUAUUGGAGUCUGAUUGCCAAACACUCAUCACAAGGCUUUCGAAAGGAGUAGUAUACUUGUCUGAUCUAGACGGAGUCUUGGAGGAUAUUUUGUCUAUUAGUUGUGAAUUUAAGUCCUUUAUUUGGUCUCAUGUUAAAAGGGAUGGAAAUUAUGUAGCCCAUCACCUUGCUAAGUUAAUGUCGUUUGGCGUAGAACAGGUUUGGGUUAAUCAUUGCCCCGAUGUGAUUAAUCCUUAUGUAUUCUCAGACAAUUUGUCCCUUAAUUAA